AUGAGCCGGCAGGCGCCCACGGUGAGGUCCGUGCUGGGCCGACGAGGCUUCAGCUCGGCCUCGGAGAUCUGCGGCCGCAGCUUCGCCGCCUCGUCCUGCGCGCCCGCCCGCUGCGGGGCCGGGGCCUACAGCAGCAGGAGCGUCUGCAACCUGGGGGGCAGCAGGAGGAUCUCCUACGUCAACGGCUGCGGCACCGGCUGCUUCGGGGAGCUGGCGUUCGGGCCCGCGGGGUACGGGAGCGCCGGCGCGGGGCGAGCGGGGCUGUGCGGCCCCCGCGGGUACAGCCUGGUGCGGGGGUACCCCGAGCGCAAGGCCGACGGCAUCCAGGGCAUCUGCAUCGACGAGAGGCUGCUGAAGCCCCUGUGCGUGGGCGUGGACCCGCUGGAGCACGAGAUCCGCUGCCAGGAGAAGGAGCAGAUCAAGAGCCUCAACACCCAGUUCGCCUGUUUCAUCGACAAGGUGCGGUUCCUGGAGCAGCAGAACAAGGUGCUGGAGACCAAGUGGGGGCUCCUGCAGCAGUACGUGCUGCCCAAGAAGGGCAAGAACCUGGAGCUGUACUUCGAGAACUACAUCUGCGACCUGCGCAAGCGCCUGGACUGCCUGCUCUGCGAGAAGCAGAAGCUGGGCAGCGAGGAGUGCGCCACGAGCCAGCUCGUCGAGGAGUUCAAGUGCAAGUACGAGGAGGAAAUCAACCGGCGCACGACGGUGGAGAACGAGUUCGUGGCGCUCAAAAAGGAUGCAGACUGCAUCUUCCUCAACAAGGAGGAGCUGGAGGUGAAGGUGGAUCUGUUGAGAAGGCAGCUGGAGCUGUUGAAAUGUGUGUUUGAGGAGGAACGAGCUCAGGUGGAUCGGCAGCUCUGCGACACCUCGGUCAUCGUCAAGAUGGACAACAACCGGGACCUGGACAUGGAGAGCAUCAUCAAGAACGUGGAGUGCUGGUACCAGGAGAUCGCCCAGAAGAGCAAAGAAGAAGUCGACGCUUUCUACCAAACCAGGUUUCAGGAGCUCCAGGACAAGAGAGGGAAAUACUGUGACGACCUGCAGAGCAACAAGUGUGAGAUCUCAGAGCUGACCAGGAUGAUACAGAAGCUGCAGUGUGAGCUGGAGAGCGUCAAGAAGCAGGUCUCCUGCCUGCAAACCUCCAUCUGUGACGUGGAGCAGCGCGGGGACUGCGCCCUCAAGGACGCGCGCGAGAAGCACAUCGAGCUGCAGAACGCGCUGCAGAAGGCCAAGGACGAGCUGGCCUGCAUGCUCAGGGACUACCAGGAGCUGCUCAACGUCAAGCUGGCCCUGGACAUCGAGAUUGCCACCUACAAGACCCUCCUGGAGGGUGAAGAGAGCAGGAUCUGUGUGGGGAACCCCGUGAGUGUGUCGGUGGUCAGCAGCAGCGGCUACACCCUCCCGGACGACUGCGGGCUGCUGGCGGCCAACGGGGCGUGCGGGUUCGGCUCCCUGGGCCGGCGCUCGGGCCGCCACAGCUCCCCGGCCGCGGGCGGCUUCAGCUCCCGCAGCGCCGGCAUCCACCCCAAGCGCGUCCUGAGCUCGGUGGCCAAGCCCUGCCAGGUGCCCCCGGAGGUGUUCUGCCCUCCCGGCGGGGUGGGCUGCAAGGCGGGGGGGUUCAGCUCCCGGAGCGGGGGGUACCCGGCCCGCCCCGGGCUCGGCGCCAGGGUGGGGGGCGUGCAGGCGGGCGGGGUGGUCACCUUCGGCAACCAGGGCUGCGUCAUCCGGCAGCUGGCCGGGCCCCCCGUGGUCGUGUCCGGCGGCGCCGAGGUCGUGGGGUGCAACCCCGGCGUGGUGGGGAACUUCGGCGUGGUCAGAGACCCCUGCGUGGUCCCGUAGGGCCGAGGGGUGGGGGGCUGGCGGGGCCCCCCCUCCCCGGGGGGCUGGAGCCGCCGUUCCUACACCGGGAUGA
Pipra filicauda (Wire-tailed manakin) is the source of this 1912-nucleotide messenger RNA. Its product is annotated as keratin, type II cytoskeletal 4-like. NCBI's taxonomy places the organism in Eukaryota, Metazoa, Chordata, Aves, Passeriformes, Pipridae. Gene Ontology annotation, biological process: keratinization; intermediate filament organization. Gene Ontology annotation, molecular function: structural constituent of skin epidermis. The coding region runs from base 1 to 1839 and encodes 612 amino acids. The record is from RefSeq and is a predicted model, not a curated record. Gene Ontology annotation, cellular component: keratin filament. The transcript has 9 exons.